Molecule: messenger RNA, 960 nt
Organism: Penaeus indicus
Lineage: Eukaryota; Metazoa; Arthropoda; Malacostraca; Decapoda; Penaeidae
Product: tyrosine-protein kinase SRK3-like
Exons: 2
Coding region: 100-411 (103 amino acids)
Biological process (GO): protein phosphorylation
Molecular function (GO): ATP binding; protein tyrosine kinase activity
Source: RefSeq, a predicted model, not a curated record
AUUAGGGAAGGAAUAACUGAGUAUCGGCUGUCCCGCUCCCCUGCCUCUCUACUUUGAAUCCCACAGGACGACGUCUACAGAAGGAGGUCGGAUUAUAAGAUGCCUUUGAAGUGGACAGCUCCCGAGGCAUUCAGCCAGGGCCUUUACACCUGCAAAUCGGACGUCUGGUCUUACGGAAUCCUGCUGCAUGAACUGAUUACACAUGGGGACAUUCCUUACCCAGACUUGAAUAACAGGGAAACCACCUUCGAAGUGUGCAAUGGCCACCGCAUGGCGAAAGCUAAUGAGUGCCCCGAUAUCCUCUACCAAGUCAUGUGCAGAUGUUGGCAAGAAGAUCCGGGCGAAAGACCUUCUUUUGCUGAACUUAAGCCUAAGAUGGAACACUUCGCGUCUGUCUAUUGCAAUCUGUAAUACCAUACGUGUGUGUGAUUGCCUUACGUGUUGUUGUUUUUUUGUUUGUUUUAUUUUUAUCUUCCAGGGUAUGCGGAUAGUUUACCCUUGUAUCUGGAGGGAAGGUACACGUACGCAUGUACACACAUACAUGCGCACAGCCACGCACAAACACAUGAAGUAUAUACACAUAUGUACACACACACACACACACACACACACACACACACACACACACACACACACACACACACACACACACACACACACAGCGUUAGAAUCUUCCCCUUAUCAGAGUGCACAGGGAUGCCUGAUAUAAUCUGCGUGAAUCGCCUAAUAGAUCUAUGCUCUGACGUUACGAUAGUAGGUACAGGUAAAAGUUAUUCGUUCGAUCGGCAACUUCUGAGUCGGUGUGACCCACAAUGAUGUCCGUUAAUUAAUGUAGGACUAGGGUUUAAGCUAGAAUCAUUACUCGUUUAUUAAUCACACCCUUCUCACCCUUUAGAAGUCGCUGACAUUUUUGGGUAAAUCCCAAGCGAUCGUGUGAUUCGUGAUAGAUACCCUUAUGGC